Messenger RNA from Polychytrium aggregatum, 2092 nucleotides. RefSeq names its product guanine nucleotide exchange factor. The coding region runs from base 172 to 1923 and encodes 583 amino acids. The transcript is spliced from 8 exons. Gene Ontology annotation, cellular component: cytoplasm. Gene Ontology annotation, molecular function: guanyl-nucleotide exchange factor activity; G-protein alpha-subunit binding. Gene Ontology annotation, biological process: G protein-coupled receptor signaling pathway. NCBI's taxonomy places the organism in Eukaryota, Fungi, Chytridiomycota, Chytridiomycetes, Polychytriales. The record is from RefSeq and is a predicted model, not a curated record.
GGGCGAAGCGGGCGGUCAGCGUGGGGUUGGGCCGCGUCGCAGCGCAUCGCAUCGGAUUGCAUUGCAUUGCAUCGGAUUGCAUCGCAUUGGAUCGUGGUGCAUUGCAUUGGAUUGCAUUGUGCCGCAUCGCCUUAUAUCUCAUCGCAGCGCAUCGCAUCUCACGACCGAGCUAUGGAGGACCGCAAGUGGAAGACGCUCUCUGCGACCACCCCAAACGGCGCUGCCCGUGCCCUCUUCUCAGAGAUUCUGGCAAAGUACGGUGCCGCCACUCAGUUCGUGCUCCGAGGCAUCGUCUCUGCCGAGGCAAAGAGCUACUUCAUCCAAACGAUCCUUGAUGUCCUUGUCCAGCCAGUCGAAACCCGGCCCUGGGACGAUGCAGUCCGGCAGCGUGCUUUGAACUGCCUCCGUGUUCUUGGACGAGAGCCCCUGGGAUGCUCUGCGUUAUAUACCCCGCAGGGCAUCGGGCUGCUGAUCGAGCAGGCCCAGAUCCGCCCAGACUCAGUCUUUAGCGACUCUGAGUGUGCCCUCGAAGCCCUGCGGGUGCUCUCAAACUGCCUCUUCCAGAACCUGGGCUGCAUACCUGUGUUCCUGUCGGUCGGCGGCGGGGAGGGAUGCGUCAAUGCACUGAAGCUUCCGGCCCUCUCGCUCAAUGCCCGGUUCCUCGUCGCGCGCAUUCUUUUUCUGGCGACGCAUACUGGAGACCCGGUCAUUCUUGAAAAUGCCCACAGGAUCGGGGCCGUCGAUACGCUCGCCGACUGCUUCAACCGCACUCUCGAUGAACUGCUUGCGAACCUGCCCGUGCCUGAAGGAAGCGCCGACUACACCAUGACGCUCUCCGAGAUCCUCAAGAUCCUCUUCAGCUUCAUGCACCACGAGGUCAACACGGGCAUCUCCGACAGCCUCCCCGUCAGUCAGUGGCCUACUGAAGGACGAUCGAAAGCCGAGGCCACAAAAACCAAGAUUGCCGAGCGCUACCGAGGGUUCUUUCCGGGAAUUCUCAAGCUGUUCCGAGCUACUCCGAUCAGCACUACUCAGCCGCUCGCACCGCCGCACAACCAUAUCGUUCACGCACUGAUGAAUUACCCGGUUCGAGAGGAGCCGUGGUCUCGCGAAUGGUUCCCGGUCUCCGCAGAGACAAACAAGACCGACUACGAGGCGGUUGUCAAGCUCAUGGAUCUUCUGGAGCGCAUGGUAACCGUUGCGAUCCCGCCCCGGGGACGCGACGACUAUGACUUUGAUGACGGCGCCCUUGAGUUGCAGGGAAACAAGCUAGACGAUGUACUCCCGCCGGUGAUUCUGGUGCUUACCAGCGUCGCCAAGGAAAACCAUGGCGCACGCAAGUUGAUGCGAAGGCGGUUGAUGCCUGAGGACAUCGACCGAAGCAAGCCGCUCGAUCGGAUCGAAACAGUCACUGGACGGCUGAUCCGCUUCAUGACCAGCAUCAGCCUGCCCAACGUUAAAGUCUGCACGGGAGAGUUUGUGUGCGAGCUCUUUGAUGCCAACCCGCAAAAGCUCGUGGAGUACGUUGGGUACGGCAAUGCUGCUGGAUUCUUGUUUGCACACGGCAUGAUGGGCGGCCAGCAGCCGCCAAGCACUUCGUCCAUCACCCCUCUGGCCGAAGGCGACGCCGAGGAUGAGACAGCCACCAUCACUCCCAGCACCAGCCAGACGCGCAGCGAAUAUGAGCCCUCGCUCCAAACGUCAACGGCUCCGAGCCAGACUCCAACGCUCAAACCGACGCCGCCCAUCAACCCCAUCACUGGCUCGUACGAGCAGGAGGAUCUGAAGGAGGAAUGGAACAAGAUGACUGACGAGGAGAAGGAGCGAGAAGCAGAGCGGCUGUUUGUUCUGUUCGACCGCUUGAACAAGACGGGGAUCAUCAAGGCUGUGCCCACCGAUCAGUUUGACCAGGCGCCCAAGUAACCUGCGCGGCGUCGUGUAGAUCGCAUGGCGGAUCGACGGGAUUGCUCACCCAACGACCCCAUUACAGCCGAAUGAGCUUCUUUGCCAGGCCGACGGAUGAGCUCUUGCUCCUUGGCACGACACCCGAGAAGACAGUCUUGAAUACACUCGGUCGAUCUCCUGUGGCGAU